UAAGGGGUUCUCCAGGACCAGGAUUGGGAACCAUUGACCUGACGUACCAGACUUGCACAACAGUAAUAACUCGUCCUCUUGUGCGCCACACGGGGGCGUUGUAGCCAGUGGCGCGCGGACUCCAGUCCUCCGGUAUCCCGUCAGCAUGAAGACAGAAGCGCGUGGAUCAGAGCAGCACAUGCUUACUCUCAGCUACUACUUUAACUAACUCACACUUAGCCAAGAUGGCGGAUUCCGACGACUGGGACGUUGAAAACUUCGAGCCAAGUGAGCCGAUCAAAAGUGGCGCCGGGCGGCUGGAUAGAUGGGAAGGCGAGGACGAGGAGGAAGACGUGAAGGAUAACUGGGAUGAUGAAGAGGAGGAGAAGGAAGAAGAGAAGAAAGUUGAACAGAAAAAAGCAGAGUUGAAACCCCCUGAGAAGAAAAAAUUAAGUGAUAAAAUAAAAGAGAAAGAAAUUUUACAAAAGAACAAACAAGAUGAGUUGAAAAAGAAGAUGCAAGAAACGGUGAGUGAGACACUAUCACCAGAAGAGCAGCAUGCAGAGAAGCUUCGACUGAAGAAAAUGCAGGAGGAGGCAGACAUGGAGUUGGCCCGUGAGGCGUUUGGUGUUGAUCCUGCUGCUGCAAAUGCCUCUACUACUGUUAUCACAACAAACAAUGCCUCUGGAAUUGAAGCCAUGUGCCCUUCAUCUAAAGAUGACUUUGUUGCAUUUGAAAAAUUACUGAAAGAUAAGAUAACACAGUUUGAAAAAUCAGUGCAUUAUUCUAGCUUUUUGGAGUCACUGUUUCGAGAGCUUUGUAUUUCAUUGGAAGUAGAUGACCUGAAAAAAAUAAAUAAUUCUUUAUCUGUUCUGCUCAGUGAAAAACAAAGGCAAGAAAAGGAAAAGAAGGCAAAUAAGAAAAAGAAGAAAGGUGUACUUCCUGGUGGUGGAUUGAAAGCAAACAUGAAAGAUGACUUUGCUGCUUAUGCUGGUUUUGACGAUGGCUAUGGCAAUGAUUUUGAUGAUUUCAUGUGACAAAGGGUCAUCAUCCCCCUUCCCAUGUGCCCAGAUGCCCUUGCAGACAUGCAACAUUACCCUUUCAUGCUUCUCAGUGCCAUCUUGGACACUGAACAAUGUGUCUACCCUUUACUUGGUUCCAGUGGUGACAGACUCCUCAUAAAGCUGCUAUCAGCCCAUUGCACCCUAGCGGCAAAUGGGGGAAAAGUACAUUUAUUCAGACGGCCUUGAAAUCUAAUUUUUAUUUCAAAAACAGACUGUAUGAUGUGGGAUAUUUUUAAUGGAGGUGUUUCCUCUGAUUGGCUUAAAUAAGCAUUUCAAUGCCUUAUAGAGAAUUUUGUAUACAAUAUCUCGUUUUCAUUGAAAGUGACAUGUUUUUAAAGCUGUGCAAUUUCAGUUACACAGAAGUAAAUGUGAUGCUCUAUGCAAAUUAAUUUCUUCCAAGAAUGUCCUUAUUGAAAUUAUGGUUAUACUUUUCUUGCAUAUUUAUGCACAAAAAUCGUAUCAGUUUUCCAAAUGUAAACCAUUCAUUUGAGAUAAAAAUGGGACAUUUGUCAGUUGAGUCAACACUUAAAGGAUGAAAGUAAAACAAAACCG
This is a messenger RNA of Cyprinus carpio (common carp), 1595 nucleotides long. Its product is annotated as eukaryotic translation initiation factor 3 subunit J-B-like. The record is from RefSeq and is a predicted model, not a curated record. NCBI's taxonomy places the organism in Eukaryota, Metazoa, Chordata, Actinopteri, Cypriniformes, Cyprinidae. Gene Ontology annotation, molecular function: translation initiation factor activity. Gene Ontology annotation, cellular component: eukaryotic translation initiation factor 3 complex; cytoplasm.